Messenger RNA from Myotis daubentonii (Daubenton's bat), 2550 nucleotides. It is a transcript of the gene NAALADL1, whose product is annotated as N-acetylated alpha-linked acidic dipeptidase like 1. Gene Ontology annotation, molecular function: carboxypeptidase activity. Lineage: Eukaryota; Metazoa; Chordata; Mammalia; Chiroptera; Vespertilionidae. The record is from RefSeq and is a predicted model, not a curated record.
CCAAGACUCCACAGGAUGCAGUGGAGGAAGGUGCUUGGAAGGGUGGCGGGGGCUGCCGCCCUCUUGGGGCUAGGGAUCAUCCUGGGCCACUUUGCCAUCCCCAAGGGAGCCAACCCGCCAGCACCCAGUGCCUCAGCCUCCCAGGACCUGGACCCAGCGAUCCUUGAGACCAUCAUGGGGCAGCUGGACGCCAGCAGGAUCCGGGAGAAUCUCAGAGAGCUCUCCAAGGAGCCACACCUGGCCUCCAGCCCCCAGGACGAGGCGCUGGUGCAGCUGCUGCUGCGGCGCUGGCGGGACCCAGAGUCAGGUCUGGACUCGGCGGAGGCGUCCACCUAUGAAGUGCUGCUGUCCUUCCCCAGCCAGGAGCAGCCGAACCACGUGACCGUUGUGGGUCCCAAUGGGACCAUCCUCUUCUCCUGUCGCCAGAGCGAAGAGAACCUGACUGGGGAGCAGGGGGGGCCUGAUGUGGUGCCACCCUAUGCUGCCUACGCCCCCCCCGGAACCCCACAGGGCCUCCUCGUCUACGCCAACCGGGGCUCAGAAGACGACUUUAAGGAGCUACAGGCUCAGGGCAUCCAACUCAAAGGCACCAUCGCCCUGACCCGCUACGGGGGUGUAGGACGCGGGGCCAAGGCUGUGAACGCUGCCAAGCACGAGGUGGCUGGGGUGCUGGUGUACACGGACCCCGCAGACGUCAAUGAUGGGCGGAGCAUGCCCAAUGAGACCUUCCCGCACUCCUGGCACCUGCCUCCCUCUGGGGUGGAACGAGGCUCCUACUAUGAGUAUUUUGGGGACCCCCUCACUCCCUACCUUCCAGCCAACCCCUCUUCCUUUCGCCUGGACCCAGCCACUGCCUCCGGAUUUCCCCCAAUUCCCAUUCAGCCCAUUGGCUUCGAGGAUGCCAAAGUCCUUCUCUGUAACCUCCAAGGACCCUCAGCCCAGGCUGACUGGCAGGGAGCACUGGGCUGUGACUACAAGUUGGGCCCGGGCUUCGAGCCUGGCGGUAUGUUCGCAGGCAGCCAGGUGAACCUGAGUGUUCACAACCGCCUGGAGCUGCGGAACUCCUCCAACGUCCUGGGGAUCAUCCGCGGGGCUGUGGAGCCUGACCGCUAUGUGCUCUAUGGAAACCACCGCGACAGCUGGGUGCACGGGGCCGUGGACCCCAGCAGUGGCACUGCUGUCCUCCUGGAGCUCUCUCGCGUCCUGGGGACCCUGCUAAAGAAGGGCACCUGGCACCCCCGCAGAUCAAUCGUGUUUGCGAGCUGGGGGGCAGAGGAGUUUGGGCUCAUUGGCUCCACAGAAUUCACGGAGGAGUUCUUCUGCAAGCUGCAGGAGCGCGCCGUGGCCUACAUCAACGUAGACAUCUCGGUGUUUGCCAACGCCACCCUGAGCGCGCGUGGGACACCCCCGGUCCAAAGCGUCAUCUUCUCCGCAGCCAAACAGAUCCCCGCACCAGGCCCGGGCAGCCUCAGCAUCUACGACAACUGGAUCCGGUAUUUCAACCGCAGCAGUCCAGUGUAUGGCCUGGUCCCCAGCGUGGGCUCUCUGGGUGCUGGCAGCGACUACGCGCCCUUCAUUCACUUCCUGGGCAUCUCCUCCCUGGACAUCACCUACACCUAUGACCAGAGCAAGACCUCAGCCCGGACCUACCCCACCUACCACACAGCUUUCGACACCUUUGGUUACGUGGACAAGUUUGUGGACCCCGGCUUCAGCAGCCACCAGGCCGUGGCCAGGACGGCGGGGAACGUGCUUCUUCGGCUCAGUGACAGCCUCUUCCUGCCUCUCAACGUCAGUGACUACAGUGAGACCCUCCGAAGCUUCCUGCAGGCUGCCCAGCUGUACUUGGGGCCCCUGCUGGAGAAGCACAGCAUCAGCCUGGGGCCUCUGGUGACUGCAGUGGAGAAGUUCGAGGGGGCAGCUGUGGCCUUGGGCCAACGCAUAUCAGCGCUGCAGAAGGGCACCUUCGACCCCCUGCAGGUACGGAUGCUCAAUGACCAGUUGAUGCUCCUGGAACGGGCCUUCCUGAACCCUCGAGCCUUCCCAGAGGAACGCUACUAUAGCCACGUGCUCUGGGCUCCUCUUAACAACUUCCUGGAUACGUUCCCAGGCCUGGCCAAUGCCUUUCUCAGGGCCAUCGACACAGACCCAGGAUCUGCGGCCUGGGCUGAGGUGCAGAGGCAGCUCAGCAUUGUGGUGGUGGCCCUGGAGGGUGCAGCAGCCACCCUGAGGCCCGUGGCUGACCUCUGACCCCAGCCCUCCUCCCUCAGCUCGCCACUACCCCCCCUUUAUCUGAACCCUCUCCCCACUCAUUUUCUUUGGGUGUCCCAGUCUUCCCUGAUGCCAAGGGAGGUCACACUCUGGGAUCCUUUCCAGCUUCUGGGGCAACAGCUCAGGGCCCUACCAGUUGUGGUCACCUGAGGGGAGUGACAAGCCCUGAAUGAAUCUCCCUCAUCCUGGCUUUUGGUUGAGAGGGUAGAGAAAAGGAGGCAGGGAUGGUGGGAAUGGCAAAGCCCUCAGUUGCUCUUGGUGGUGGGUGGGUGAGGACAG